AUGCAAUUCUCCACCGUCGCCUUAUUCGCUGUUGUCGCUGCUUUCGUCAGCGCUGAUGUUGUCACCGAAGUUGACACUCAAUCUACUUUAGUCACUGUCACUGAUUGUGACUCCACUGUCACUGACUGUCCAGCUAAGCAAACUGAAGCUCCAGUUUCUUCUGCUCCAGUUUCUUCUUCUGCUGCUGCUAACACCACUGUUGCUGGUGUUUCCACUUACGAAGGUGCUGCUGCUAAGGGUCAAUACGCUGUCGGUGUCGCUGCUUUAGCUGCCGGUGCUUUAUUAGCUUUAUAA
This is a messenger RNA of Debaryomyces tyrocola, 294 nucleotides long. The record is from the annotation of a GenBank genome assembly. NCBI's taxonomy places the organism in Eukaryota, Fungi, Ascomycota, Pichiomycetes, Serinales, Debaryomycetaceae.